Molecule: messenger RNA, 1434 nt
Organism: Rotaria socialis
Lineage: Eukaryota; Metazoa; Rotifera; Eurotatoria; Philodinida; Philodinidae
Source: the annotation of a GenBank genome assembly
AUGAUGAAUAUUGAAACGUUGCUACAAGCAGCACAAAUAUUGGAAAAUCAGCAAUCAAUACCACCGAAAAAACGCUUAGACAGAGGCGACCGACAUACUGCAAUUAAUAAUAACAAUAAUAAUAAUGUUCCUACAAGUGUUUUAUCUCCAGCCACAAUCAAUACAAAUCCUACAACAACAACAAUAACAACAACGACACCGACAACCUUAGUAUCAUCAACAACAUCCUUAUUGAAAAAUGAUCAUAUCAAUGAAUAUCCUCAAGUCGAUCAUAAUCUAAAUUUUCAUCAUCAUAAUCAUCUUGUUCAACAACGUUUGUCAUUAGAUCAAAACGAUGAUGACGAUGACGACGAUGACGAUGAUGAUGAUAUGAAUAAUCAAAAUAUUAAUAGAAAACAUGAAAUAUCAAAUCGUAAUCAAACAACUUGCUUUCGUGAUCGUGAAAUCCACAAUCGACUAGAAAAACAUCGACGAGCUCAUUUAAAAGAUUGCUUUGAUAGUCUCAAAGCAGAAGUUCCAUGUCAACGUGAUCGGAAAAUUACCAAUCUUCAAGUACUCAACCUAGCUAUUAAAUAUAUUCAGACUUUAACACGAAAAGAACGUGAAUAUGAACAAGAAAUUGCCUCGUUAACAUCCCGUAGUAUUGAACUACAAGAUCGUCUUGGUUGUCUUAAAACUGAAUUAAAUUCCGAAGGACAUAAUGUUGACACAUGGCUUGACACAUGUUCUGAUAUUGAUUAUUCAACAUCAACACGUACAGCUUCUGAAGCUGAAAUGUAUCGAACAUUAGAUGAAGAUGAUGAUGAACUUGAUCAUAGCUCUCACCUAAAUAAAAAACCUAUUGAUGUAAUAGUCAAUCACAACCUUCAUGGAAUAAAAACAAAUUCAUAUUCAAUCGAUCCAAAAACUAUAGUGAAUAAUCGUAAAUCAACAAUACGUCAAAGGCCAAGACCAUCAAAACGAAAAUUACAAUCAAUUCCAACUACGAAUCUUUUACAAACAUUAUCAACUUCAUUACCAAUUAAUAAUAAUACCAAUACUACUACUACUACUAAUAAUAAUAAUAAUAAUACAUCUCGUUCUGAAAAUUUACUUGAUUUUAACGUUGCAAGACAUCUUCAUCUUAAUGAACCAUGUAACUUAUUAACAAAUAUUAAUUCACGAACAAAAGAUACAUUAUCUUUAACGACUAUAACGGAUAUUCGAUAUGAUAUUGUUGAUAUGUUUACGAAAGGUACAACUUCACAUUUGCAACAACAACAGCAGCAGCAGCAACAGAUUUCACCAUUACCGUCCAUUGCGAGUCUUAUGAAUAGACAUUCAUCGCAGCCCUCACCGAUUGUUUCACCUACAAAACAAACUAUUGGUAUUAAUACAGAUCCGUUAACAACAUCAACAACCAAUAUUCUUCAUCAAUCUGUUGCAACAUCGUGA